CGACGAGGACCCGCCUUUGUGCGUGCAUGAGUGAGCAAUCGGCGUUGAUCGCUCAUUAAUAAUGCGCAGAGUCCCGGGACUCCUGGCCGCCUCGGGUAGAAAUGGUGCAGGAGCUCUGACGCCCUGUCCCCCGUCUGGAUGCUCCUAAUGAGACCAUGCCGCAGCCAAAAUCCCGGAAAAUCGCCGUGCUGGGCUACAGAUCGGUGGGGAAGUCAUCUCUAACCAUCCAGUUUGUGGAGGGACAGUUUGUCGACUCCUAUGAUCCCACUAUAGAGAACACAUUUACGAAGACGAUGACAGUGAACGGGCAGGAAUACAACCUGCAGCUGGUCGACACGGCCGGUCAGGAUGAGUACUCCAUCUUUCCUCAGAGUUACACCAUCGACGUUGACGGUUACAUCCUCAUCUACUCUGUAACAUCCUACAAAAGUUUUGAAGUGGUCAGAGUCAUCCACGAGAAGCUGCUGGACAUGAGUACCAAUCAUUUUAGUUGGGAACAAGAAAGACUUACACAUGGAGAGGGUGAUCGGUUUCGAGGAAGGGAAAGCUCUGGCGGAGUCGUGGAACGCUGCCUUCCUCGAGUCUUCGGCCAAAGAAAACCAGACAGCGGUGGAGGUGUUCAGGAGGAUGAUCCUGGAGGUGGAGAAGAUGGAGGCAGGCCAGCCACAGGGUGGGACACCCUGCUCUAUGAUGUAGCUUGCAAAAACUUUGUCCUGCAAGCCCAACAAGCCCUUCCUGAUGUGUUCUGUUUCAACCAAACUCAGCACAUGACUCUGGAGUCUUCUGUCCUCAAGCUCAAAGAAGCACUGUCAAAGCCUCAUGGGAGAUGUAGUAGUUCCAUGCCACCAUGUUUCAGCUUCUGAGAGAGGAAAUUUCUCCUGUGAGCUCAGUGCUGAUGUUUUCAAGCUGAACUGUAAAAUGAAAUGAUUUUUCCUAAACAUCAGCGCAGAGCUGGGAGGAAAUUUACCACACCUUGUAGCACGUUUAACCUUUUCAGGACUUAUUUCUCCAUGAACAUGCACUAGAUGGCAGCAGAGAGCAGUUCUGAAAAUUCAUGUUAUUGGAGUAGAAACAUUUUUUUGUUGUUUUUGUUGUUCAAACUAUUGUUGAGUUGAAUGUAACUUAAGACCCUAAAAGUGUUGAAUCUUGUUUUACCAACUCGGUUUUGUAGCUGAUUUGCCAAAGAUACUGAACUGGCAGAUUUUCAGAUGGGUUUGGUAUGAUGUUUGCUUUGUAUGAAGGACAGCCUUCCGUAAAACACCAUGUGGCUCAUCAGUUGAACCAGAGAGCAGAAAAUAUUGUUCCAACAGAAAAUACUGCAUGAGCAAAAAAUCUGUCUGUUAUAACAGAUUGAAGAAUGUGACGAAACAGUGGGGAAAGAUUGUCAGUUUUUGUUAUUAUUAACUGAACUGAUUCUUAGGAUGGGUUUAAGGUGGGAUUGGAUUUUGAGAUCAUACCAUCUGUUAAAAUGUAUUUGAAAAGGAUUUAAUUCCAGUUUUUGACUUACUUAUCAUGGUGGUCGUUACUUCAGCCUGAAGAUGAUGACGGUGUCUGCUGCUGAACUCAAUCCCUCACUCU
Scatophagus argus is the source of this 1578-nucleotide messenger RNA. It is a transcript of the gene rheb, whose product is annotated as Ras homolog, mTORC1 binding. Lineage: Eukaryota; Metazoa; Chordata; Actinopteri; Scatophagidae. Gene Ontology annotation, biological process: small GTPase-mediated signal transduction. The transcript is spliced from 8 exons. Gene Ontology annotation, cellular component: plasma membrane. The coding region runs from base 156 to 863 and encodes 235 amino acids. Gene Ontology annotation, molecular function: GTP binding; GTPase activity; GDP binding. The record is from RefSeq and is a predicted model, not a curated record.